AGAAGUUGAUGUGGGGGCAGAAGGUGGUUGUUGGAUUGCGACCUGAAAGCGGGAGGAAGCUUGAGUGAGCGCAGUGAGAGUGGAGUGUAUGUUCGUGAGGGAGUGAGAGUGGUGGGGGAAUGGAGGUGCAGAGCGCGAUGGACCAGAGCUCUGCGCACACUGAAUUCCCGACGAAUUUGCGCGAGAGGCGCUCGAAUGUGGAUUGCGCGGUCAGGGACAGCGAUAGCAACCAGGGAAUGUCCAAGUAUGUUCCGGAUUCGAUAAGUUCCGGAGCCCAACGACUGAAGCGGGAAGUGAACAAACGAUACGAGCUGGUUAAGUUUCAAGCUCUGCCUGAGCACUUAAAGGAUAAUGAAUACAUUUUUAAGCACUAUCGCGCUGAUUGGCCUAUCAGGGAAGCACUCGGGAGUAUCUUCACCAUUCACAAUGAGACACUCAACAUUUGGACCCAUUUGUUAGGGUUUUUUGUGUUCAUGGGUCUCACCAUCUAUACUGCCAUGAAGAUGCCGAGUUAUGGAGAGAUACCUGGCAUGAUGCACCACCUUCCCAAUUUCCAGCAACUCAGAUGGCAGUCUGUGACUGACGAGUUGACGAAUAUGGUGGCUCCUCAACCCCAAAAGCCUAUCAGUCGAUGGCCAUUCUUCGUAUUCCUAAGCGGUGCCAUGUUCUGCUUGCUCUCGAGCAGCAUUUGUCACCUCCUUUAUUGCCAUUCUCAACGGAUGGCAAAUCUUCUUUUGAAACUUGACUACAUCGGUAUUGCCUAUUUAAUUGCAGCUUCCUUUUACCCGCCCGUGUACUAUACUUUCAUGUGCAAUCCAACUCUUCGGAACACUUACUUGAUUGGUAUCACAUGUCUCGGAUUAUGUACUAUAGCGGUAUCUUUGAUGCCAAUGUUCCAAACUCACCAGUUCCGACCAUUCCGAGCAAUCUUAUUCGCGAGCAUGGGGAUCUCUGGCAUAGUCCCUUGUGUUCACAAGCUGCUGCUACAUUGGGGUGAGCCUGCAGCUCAGACGACAUUUUACCUCGAGAUGACAAUGGGUGCUUUAUACGGACUAGGAGCGGUGAUUUAUGCUACCAGAGUGCCUGAGCGAUGGAAACCCGGUCACUUCGACAUCGCUGGCCACAGUCAUCAGCUUUUCCAUGUUCUUGUUGUUGCCGGAGCAUUGACUCAUUACAGAGCCGGUCUUCUCUAUCUCAAGUGGCGAGAUGAACAGGGAUGUGAGGCAAUGUAAGUUUUAGCUUGCUUUUGAAAUGCUGGUGUUAUCGUCAGCUACAUUUUCUUUGUAGAGAUUUUUAGCCCAAUCGUGGGUACGUCAUAGGAAGGUCUGUGGCGCCAUCGACUCGGUAACCAACAAUUUGACAUUUUUUGUCACUACCUCAUGUUUGAAAUUAAGAGUGUAUAUAGAAUAAAUUCUUAAAUGAAUCAUCGCGUUCAAUGAUACGGUGGAGAGAUUGAUGUCUCAGUUUCUGUUUUUGUCACUUCAAGCCCGCUUGUUGGGCUUGAAGCAGUUACAUUUUGAUGAUCUAAUUUGGUUAGGCCAUCUCUGUGAUUUCUCAGUUCUCAGUCUUCUAAGACACUUUUGCAUUCAAAGAUGGAAUUGCA
This is a messenger RNA of Marchantia polymorpha subsp. ruderalis, 1603 nucleotides long. NCBI's taxonomy places the organism in Eukaryota, Viridiplantae, Streptophyta, Marchantiopsida, Marchantiales, Marchantiaceae. The record is from the annotation of a GenBank genome assembly.